This is a messenger RNA of Solanum pennellii, 877 nucleotides long. Its product is annotated as cell wall / vacuolar inhibitor of fructosidase 1-like. Gene Ontology annotation, biological process: negative regulation of catalytic activity. The coding region runs from base 69 to 602 and encodes 177 amino acids. Lineage: Eukaryota; Viridiplantae; Streptophyta; Magnoliopsida; Solanales; Solanaceae. Gene Ontology annotation, molecular function: enzyme inhibitor activity. The record is from RefSeq and is a predicted model, not a curated record. The transcript has a single exon.
UCUUAUAUAUAUAUUCCUUCUUCAAAUUCUCAUUUUUCUUCAAUUCUCAAAAAAAAAAAAAUUAAAAAAUGAGAAAUUUAUUCCCCAUAUUGAUGUUAAUCACUAAUUUAUCACUCAACAACGAUAACAACAACAACAGCAACAAUAAUCUCAUACACGCAACGUGUAGGGAGACUCCAUACUACUCCCUAUGUCUCUCAAUCCUAGAAUCCGAUCCACGUAGCUACGAGGCUGAGGGUAGUGAUGAUAUAACUACCCUAGGCCUCAUCAUGGUGGAUGCAGUGAAAUCAAAGUCUAUAGAAAUAAUGAAAAAGCUAAAAGAGCUAGAAAAAUCGAACCCUAAGUGGCGGGUCCCACUUAACCAGUGUUACGUGGCAUAUAACGCCGUCCUACGAGCCGAUGUAACGGUAGCCGUUGAAGCCUUGAAGAGGGGUGUCCCUAAAUUUGCUGAAGAUGGUAUGGAUGAUGUUGUUGUAGAAGCACAAACUUGUGAGUUUAGUUUUAAUUAUUAUAAUAAAUCGGAUUUUCCAAUUUCUAAUAUGACUAGGGACAUAAUUGAACUCUCAAAAAUUGCUAAAUCCAUAAUUAGAAUGUUAUUAUGAAGAGUAAAUUUUAUAGUUCAGUGUACGAAGUUCUCGUUACGUGAACCAGAUAUAAAGAAGGAUCAGAUUACGAAGGUUACAAGCUUAAUAAUACUUCAAUACUAGUUUUCUAUUUUUAUUUUUUUUUUAUAUUCUAGUAUUUUGUUUAUUGUGUGUGUUUGUAUAUAAAGGAUUGAGAAUUAAUCCAACUUUAUAUAAAUUCUUAGUGUUUUAAUUUUUAUUUAAUGUAACGAUAAUAUGCACUUAAAUGAAAUAGCAAUUAUUUGAUGCGUCUA